AUGUCGACGGAGUUGGGGCUGAGCUGGGAAGAGAUCGCCAGGGUGAAACGGUGCAGCCCCUUUUCGACGGGGGUUUCAGCACAAUCCGGACCCACCGAAGAGCCGAAGAAGGUGAUGGCAUGGCAAGAUGCAUUUGGUGGUAUACUCCGUCCCCCAUACUCCAGCCCUGGAGAGAUUGAGGUUGCCCAGGGUGCCCACAGGUAA
Molecule: messenger RNA, 204 nt
Organism: Penicillium waksmanii
Lineage: Eukaryota; Fungi; Ascomycota; Eurotiomycetes; Eurotiales; Aspergillaceae
Exons: 1
Coding region: 1-204 (67 amino acids)
Source: RefSeq, a predicted model, not a curated record